AAAAAAUCACUUGAGACCAAAAAAAAAACAGAUAAAGAAAGAAACAAAUCGAACAAGUGCGAGAGAGCUUCGAGCCACUGCAAAACCAUGGAGCUCCAGAACACAGUGAAGGAAGCCCUCAACGCACUCUACCAUCACCCCGACGACGGCGUUCGUUUGCAGGCCGAUCGCUGGCUUCAAGACUUCCAGCGGACGCUCGACGCCUGGCAGGUUGCUGAUAACUUGCUUCAUGAUGCAACUAGCAAUCUAGAAACUUUAAUCUUUUGUUCUCAGACCCUUAGAAGCAAGAACUUGUUGAGAAAAUUCCACAAAGGCCCCCCAAAAGUCAGAACUCAGGUAUUAUCUAGAAUGGCUUCAGGAUGA
This is a messenger RNA of Prunus mume (Japanese apricot), 363 nucleotides long. The record is from RefSeq and is a predicted model, not a curated record. Lineage: Eukaryota; Viridiplantae; Streptophyta; Magnoliopsida; Rosales; Rosaceae.